This is a messenger RNA of Eutrema salsugineum, 2799 nucleotides long. RefSeq names its product probable inactive leucine-rich repeat receptor kinase XIAO. NCBI's taxonomy places the organism in Eukaryota, Viridiplantae, Streptophyta, Magnoliopsida, Brassicales, Brassicaceae. The transcript has 5 exons. The coding region runs from base 1 to 2799 and encodes 932 amino acids. The record is from RefSeq and is a predicted model, not a curated record. Gene Ontology annotation, molecular function: protein binding.
AUGUUCUCCCCAGCAUGUGUCAUGAUGAUGAUGAUGAUGAUAAUAUUGGCAUCACUACAGCCAAAUGUCCAUGGUUACAGAAGUUGCAUCGAAAGCGAAAGGAAGGGCUUAUUGGAGCUCAAGGCCUAUGUGAACAACAAGUCCGAGUUUCCAUAUGAUUGGCCUAAUGACAUGAACAGUGACUGUUGCCGGUGGGAAAGGGUCAGCUGUGAUCUAACCAGCGGACGUGUGAUCGGUCUUUUCUUGACUGAUAUAGAUUCUCCUCCCCUAAAUCUUUCCUUGCUCUAUCCCUUUGGAGAACUACAGACUCUAAACUUAAGUAAUUUCUGGUGUAGAGAGUGGUUCGAUGAUAUCCAUGGUUAUAAAAGUCUCGGGAGACUGAAAAAUCUUGAGAUCCUGGAUCUUAGUGGAAACGGCUUCAAUAAUAGCGUCUUACCCUUUUUUAAUGCCGCUUCAUCGCUUAGAACUUUGAUUCUUCGUGGAAACUUGAUAACUGCUAGUUUUCCAAUGAAUGAACUAAAAAACUUGAGAAAUCUAGAAGUGCUAGAUCUAAGCCUUAACAUGUUCAUUGGCCCUUUACCAGGCUUGUCGGAUUUGCAUAGGCUCCAAGCCUUGGAUUUAAGCAAUAACGACUUCUCUGGAUCAUUGCAAAAAGAAGGACUUUGUCAACUAAAGAAUUUGCGGGCGCUUGAUCUGAGUCAAAACUACUUUACAGGUCCAUUUCCUCAGUGUUUCGACAGCUUAAUCCAGCUCGAAGUUCUUGAUAUCUCUUCAAACCAAUUCAAUGGGACGCUUCCAUCUUUUAUGAGUAAUCUCAAUGCUCUUGAGUACUUAUCACUCUCAGAUAAUGUGUUCGAAGGAUUCUUCUCUUUUGAUUCAAUAGCCAACCUCUCGAAGCUAAAAGUCUUUAGACUUUCAUCAAGAUCGAGUUUGUUCCACACAGAUUUAGAAAUCCCCUGGCAACCGAGGUUUCAGCUAAGUAUCAUUGAGUUACAGUAUUGCAACUUGGGAACGGUUCCUAUCUUUCUUCAACAUCAGAAAGAUUUGCGUCUGAUUAAUCUCUCAAACAACAAGUUGACUGGAGAAUUACCUUCUUGGCUUUUGGAGCAAAAUCCAAAACUUGGGGUUUUGCUUUUGCAGAACAACUCUUUCACCAUGCUUAAGUGGCCAAGACUACUACUUAAUCACAGCUUGAAAGUUUUGGAUUUAUCAACUAACAAAUUUUCUGGACAGCUUCCCAAUAAUAUUGGAAUGGUACUUCCUAAUCUAAGACACUUGAAUCUCUCUAAUAAUGGUUUUCAAGGGAAUCUUCCAUCCUCUUCCGGAAAGAUGAACAUGCUUCAGUUCUUGGACCUAUCUCAUAAUUAUUUAUCUGGCAUUCUACCAAGAAAAUUCCUCAUGGGUUGUUACUCAUUGCGUAUCUUGAAGCUUUCACACAACAGAUUUAGUGGUGUAGUUUUUUCAGAACAAGCAAACUUGACAUCGUUGAGCUUUUUCAAGGCGGAUAACAAUCGGUUUACUGCGAUCGCAGCUGGAUUGAGUCGUUCGAAUGGUCUAUUAACGCUCGACAUGUCGAGUAAUUAUCUACAAGGUGUCAUUCCAAGUUGGUUUGGUGAUUUUUCUUUCUGGUAUCUUUUGGUUUCAGGUAAACUUUUAAAUGGUGCAAUACCAAGAACCAUGUUCAACAAAUCUACUACCAUUGCACUUUUGGACCUCUCUAGGAACAAGUUUUUAGGGAAUCUGCCAGAGUGUUUUAACUGCAAGCUGAUGUUUCUUAACGACAAUGAGUUCAGUGGGGUGAUUCCUAAUACAUUCUUACAAAAUGUUGAGGUGCUUGAUCUUCGAAAUAACAAUUUAUCCGGCAAGAUUCCACGCUUUGUCAGCAACGUGUUCAUCAAAUAUCUUCUGUUGAGGGGUAACAGAUUAACAGGUGAUAUUCCCAAGGAUCUUUGCAGUCUAAGUAGCAUCAAGAUUUUGGAUCUUGCCAACAACAAACUGAAUGGAUCUAUACCUUCAUGUCUCAACAAUGUAUCAUUUGGAAGGAGCUUAAGCCAUGAGACUGAUGUUUUCUCAGCAAUCUUUGGCCUUGGUUUGGAUAUUGAAGUGGGAGCGUAUUCAGGGUCCUUGGAUUUACAACCUGAGUUUAAUCCACCAUAUAAUAGCGAUCUCAAGUUCAUAUUUGAAUUUGCAUCAAAGAGUAGGUAUGAUUCUUACAACGAAGGAAGUUUAGACUAUAUGUUUGGACUGGAUUUGUCAAACAAUGAACUCAGUGGUGAAAUUCCUGGAGAGCUGGGAGAUCUUCAUAGAAUACGUUCUUUAAAUCUGUCUCACAAUUCCUUGUCAGGUCUAAUACCUAAAAGCUUCACCAAUCUAACAGAUAUAGAGAGCAUUGAUCUUUCUUUCAACGUCUUGCAUGGAUCAAUAUCUCAAGAUCUAGGCAAGUUACACUAUAUGGUUGUAUUCAAUGUGUCCUACAACAACCUGUCAGGCUCCAUUCCAAGUCAAGGAAAAUUUUCAACCUUGGAUGAAACCAACUACAUUGCUAAUCCUCUUCUCUGUGGACCAGCCAUAAAUACAAGUUGUGAUGAUAGCAAGAGCACUAUCGGGUUCUUUGAACCCGAUUCUCAAAACGAAGAUGAGGACACAACAGUUGAUAUGGAAAUUUUCUACUGGAGCCUCGCAGCCACGUACGGUGUAACAUUGAUGACAUUCAUUGUGUUUCUUUGUUUUGAUUCACCUUGGCGCCGAGCAUGGUUUUGUCUUGUUGAUGCUUUUAUCAAUUUAUUCAAAUGUGUUUAA